Fonsecaea multimorphosa CBS 102226 is the source of this 1626-nucleotide messenger RNA. RefSeq lists its product as uncharacterized. Gene Ontology annotation, molecular function: DNA-binding transcription factor activity, RNA polymerase II-specific; zinc ion binding. The transcript is spliced from 2 exons. The coding region runs from base 1 to 1626 and encodes 541 amino acids. Gene Ontology annotation, biological process: regulation of DNA-templated transcription. Lineage: Eukaryota; Fungi; Ascomycota; Eurotiomycetes; Chaetothyriales; Herpotrichiellaceae. The record is from RefSeq and is a predicted model, not a curated record.
AUGGUUGGAGUCCCUGGGAAAAGCAAAGGUUGCAGCACCUGCCGGCGGCGCAAAAAGGGCUGCGAUCAGAAACGUCCAAUCUGCGGUCAAUGUGCUGCAAGUGGCAAUAUCUGCGGUGGUUACGACCGUGAGCGAACCUUCAUUCUUCAUCCCGCCAGUAAAAAGGUCCAACACGCCAUCUUUGUCGGACGUAACAAGCCCGCUAUCGUUCCUCUCCCUGGCUCAGUCAAUCGCGGAGCAGUGGAAUCACAAUGCAAGAGUCUAUUUUGGGACCUCUAUAUGCCCCAGGGAGAUGCAGCAUGCCGGGAUGACUUUAUAAUCCGGUGUGGCCACCCCAUGAAUUGGGCAGAAGUUAUCCAAAAUGUCUCAAAACAAGAUAUCUCCUUGGCGGACGCCUUUUCAGCGUUGAGCAUUUCAAGAGUCGGUCAAGGCCACAGAGACGUCCGUCUUGUUCAUGAAAGUGCGAAACUUUACGGAAAGGCACUCAAAGAGCUACAGCUCGCGCUCUUCGACCCCCAACGGAUGCAUUCCGAUCACGUCCUCAUGGCGUGUAUGCUGUUGGGGCUUUAUGAAGUCUUUGAGGGUCCGGCAUUCAAUUCACGAACUUGGGUGGCACACGCCACAGGAGCGGCUCGACUGAUCCAACUUCGAGGUGCUAAGGCUCAUCAGAAUUGGAAUGGUCAUCACCCUUUCCUGGCUUCGAGGAUCCCCACAAUAUAUGCUGCCAUUCUACAGAGGAAAGCAACCUACUUGGCUACUGAAGAAUGGCGAACAGUACCCUGGGAGUUCCAGCACAGGACAUAUUUUGAUAGGAUGGUUGACCUGGGCACUUUCAUCCCGGGCAUCUUGGAGAAAUUCGAUAUUCUCCAGGGGUAUCAUUUUGACACGACCCCGGACCUUGCUCAGCUGUUGGAUGAAUGCAGAGACCUGCAGACAAGAAUCAAUAGAUGGAGGGAUGGCACAAAGAAGGGCGCGACGCCACGGGUCGUAGAACACGAUCCAAUCGAGAAGCCUACUUACCCUUUUGCCACCGACUUGUGGUUCGAAAAUCACUUGUUCGCCCACGCACGCCUGGUCUAUUAUACAUGUUCGCUAGCAUUGAGCGAAGUGGGGAAUGAGAUCUUGCACGCUCUUUAUCUCCGAGAUCAAAAACGACUGAGCUCUGUCGACCACGCACUGCUGAAGGAGCUUUUCGACGCGGAAACUCAAGCGGUCAAUAUCUGCCGAUGUGUUUCUUAUUGCUUGCAACCAGACAUGGGAGCUUGGGGCGCUAACAUUAUCAACUUUCCUGCAAAUCUGGCGCUUGCGUAUUAUCGAAAGAGAGGCCACACGGCAGCUACUGAGUGGCUUGAAAGGGCUUUCCAAACCGCAAAGUUGAGAGGACUACACGUCGAGAAUGUCUUCGACGUGCUUCUACCGAGUCUUCGAGAUCGAGACGAUCGAAUGCGGCUCUUGAGAAGAGAAUCGAGUACCGAAUCAUCGGAUAGUAGUGAACACUCGCCGGCUUCGAACCAUAGUGUCGCAAGCCAAACGCUGUCUCACCAUAGUCUAUCGAGUAAUGCGACAACUAUUUUCGUCUAUGAAGAUCCCGCGAAGGACUACGACACGAGCUACGAACCCGAUUGA